Molecule: messenger RNA, 702 nt
Organism: Dermacentor silvarum
Lineage: Eukaryota; Metazoa; Arthropoda; Arachnida; Ixodida; Ixodidae
Exons: 4
Coding region: 34-666 (210 amino acids)
Source: RefSeq, a predicted model, not a curated record
GGAUGCCAAGCUCAGCUGAAGGAUGGCUGCAAGAUGGAGACGCUGCGUAUGUGCGGCGACGACUACGUACCCUUCGGCAACAGAGUGAGCUACCCUGACUCUGGGCAGCCGUUCAAGGACAAGUGCGAGAUUGAAUUGCGGCAGAUUAAGUGCAGCUUAAAGUUUGCCGACGAGUGCCUGAAAGGUGUGCCGAAAACUGCUGCGUUUAUCACGCUGAACGCUGCCGAGGACUACACCGGUGCCGCGUGCACUGUCGGUACUGAAACAAAUGAAGAAUUCCGGAAAGUCAUCGGCUGUGUGAAUUCGGUUGGCACACAAGUAAACGCCUGCAUGAGAAGCUUGAAAAGAGAUUUGCAAAGGAGCAUUGUCAAGGCGCCUACCAAGGACGUCAUCUACCAUACCUGCUGCUCGUACGGCGACGCGGAAGGCUGCAUACACCAGGCCCUGACGCCCUGCAAUGGCGUUGGCGCCGAUGAAUACGUGAGCCGUCUACUCAGUGACGUGUUAGGCGGCACCCUGGAGCUCGUGUGUGGCAACUACACCGUGAAUUCCGAUGCCUGCAAGGCGCGACCCAAACUGCCACAACUUGGACCCGAUGACCGGACAUCCGAAAACUUCGUCGAACUGAUCAUCGGAGCGGCCAAUACGAUCGGCCGUAAGGACUAGCUCGCGCAGGCCACUUCCAUUCGCAUAGAUCUUUUA